AUGAGAGGAAAGAGGAAGGAAGAUCGGAAGGAAGAGGAGGAGGAGGAGGAAGCAGGGCAGGAGGAGGGAGGAGAGAGGUGGAAGGAGGAAGGGGAAGAGGGAGGACGGAAGGAGGAGGGGGGAGAGGAGGGUAGGAAGGAUAGGAGGGGGAGGAAGGGGAGGGGGGGGGAGGAAGGAGGGAGGAGACGGAAGGAGGGAGGGACGAGGGGAGGGAAGGAAGGGGGGGGAAGGGGGGGAGUGGAGGAGGGGAAGGUGGGGCAAGGGGAGGAAGGGGUGAGGAAGGGGAGGGAGAGGAAGGAAGGAUACUAG
Homalodisca vitripennis (glassy-winged sharpshooter) is the source of this 309-nucleotide messenger RNA. RefSeq names its product rRNA 2'-O-methyltransferase fibrillarin-like. The coding region runs from base 1 to 309 and encodes 102 amino acids. The transcript has a single exon. NCBI's taxonomy places the organism in Eukaryota, Metazoa, Arthropoda, Insecta, Hemiptera, Cicadellidae. The record is from RefSeq and is a predicted model, not a curated record.